Molecule: messenger RNA, 2316 nt
Organism: Plasmodium gaboni
Lineage: Eukaryota; Apicomplexa; Aconoidasida; Haemosporida; Plasmodiidae
Product: putative glutamyl-tRNA(Gln) amidotransferase subunit A
Exons: 1
Coding region: 1-2316 (771 amino acids)
Molecular function (GO): catalytic activity
Source: RefSeq, a predicted model, not a curated record
AUGUACCUUUUUUUUUUAAUAAAAAUAUUUUAUAUUAUUAUUAUAUUUUUUAAUAUUGAAAAGGUCAAUAAAUAUAAAUCUUCUUGUAUAUCACUCAUAAAAAAUAACAAGCUUAUAAGAACACCAUGUUUUGAUUAUUCAAAAAAUUGUUCCUCAGAAAUAAAUAAUAAUGUUCAUACAUUAUUAUGUAUAGAAAAUAAGAAAAAAAGGAAGAAAAGAAAAAAAGAAAAAAAUAUAAUAUAUAUAUAUCAAAUAAAUAAAAAAUGUGAACAUAAAAAAUGUGGACUUAUGAAAAAAAAAUGUUGCCUAGCCUUUAUACCAAGAAAUCAAAAAAUUAACAACAUAUCAAUUAAUAAACAUAAUAAUAAGAACAAAAAAAACGUUCUUUUGAAUGAUAAAAAAAAAAAAUAUAUAUAUAAUGUCAUAGAAAAAAAACAUGAUUAUUAUAAUAAACAUGAUUCAUAUGAUGAAUUAAAUUCUUCAGAAAUAUAUCAAAUAAGAAAAGAAAUUCUUAAUAGUCCUAAAAAUAAAUUAAAAGAUAUUUUCAAAAAACAUAUAACUAAUAAAAUAUGUAAUCAUAAUAUUAAUAAAUAUAAUAGUUUUACUUAUAUAUAUUCAAAGGAUAAUAUCUAUAAACAACUUGAUAGACUCUACAAUAUGUAUGAAAAAUGGGAUGCAUUAAACAAACAAAAUAAAUCACAACAAUUAAAUAGAAUUAAAAAAUUACCAAAAUUAUUUGGAGUACCCAUUGUUCUUAAAGAUAAUAUUAUAACAAAAGGAAUACCUACAAAAGCAGGUAGCCAGAUACUUUUGAAAUAUAUUCCAACAUAUAAUAGCACAGUUGUAAAGAAAUUAAAAAAAUAUGGUGCUAUUAUUAUUGGAAAAACACAUAUGGAUGAAUUUGCUAUGGGUUCAUGUACAAAUAAAUCAAAGAAUCCAUUUAAUGAACCCAUCUUAUCAUGUGGUGGUUCUUCGGGUGGGUCAGCUAGCUGUGUCGGUUCCAGAAUUUUCAACUGUUCCAUAAAUACAGAUACAGGAGGUUCUAUCAGAACCCCAGCGGCUUUAUGUGGUUGCAUAGGAUUCAAACCUAGUUAUGGCAGGAUAAGUAGAUAUGGAAUUAUACCUUAUAAUGAAGAAACAGAUGUUGUUGGAUUUAUAGUUAAUAAUGUGUUUGAUUGUAGUAUAUUAUUAGAUGCUUUGUGUGGUAAGGACGACAGGGAUAUUACUACGAUAAAUAUUGAGGAAAUGGCUGAAAAGGAAAUGGAAAAUGACAACAAAUGUGAUGAUAAUAUCAAACGUGGUGAUAAUAUCAAUUGUGGUGAUAAUAUCAAUUGUGGUGAUAAUAUCAAUUGUGGUGAUAAUAUCAAUUGUGGUGAUAAUAUCAAUUGUGGUGAUAGUCCUAUAAGCCAAAAUAAAAAACAAAACAAUCAGAAUUAUGGUAAGAGAAAAAUGAAAUUCUUUCCUUUAUUAAAAAAAUAUUAUUUCUCAAAUACCUUUCAUAGUAAUACACCAUUAAAAAAUAUAACAUUUGGUUAUAUGAAUGAAAACGAUUUAAAAGAAUAUUUUGUAGAUAAUAAUAUUUAUGAGAAUUAUAUAUAUGUAAUAGAAAGUAUGAAAAAACUAGGAUCAUCUUUUAAAAAAAUAGAGUUACCAAAUUUAAUAGAUUAUUGUUAUUUAUAUUAUUUAUAUUCAAUGACUAUAGCAAAUAGUAAUUUAUCAAGAAUAAAUGGAAUAAAUUAUAAUAUGGAUAAUAUAAAUAAUGAAUCGAACUUUAUAAAAAACAUAAGAUCUAAUUUAAUUGAUGAUAAUGUAUUAUCUAGAAUUAUAUCUGGAUCAAUUAUUUCUUCCCAUUUUCAAAAUAAAAAAAAUGACAUAAAUAAUAUAUUUCAUAUAAUGAAACAACACUUAAUAUAUAAAUUAAAGGAAAUUUUUAAAAAUGAUAUAAAUUAUAUUUUAUUACCAUCAUUACCAAGAUCUAAUAAUUUAAAAGAUUAUGAUCAUAAUAAUAUUAAUUAUACUAAUGAACAUAAAAUUCAAACAAAUGAUAUUAAUAAUAAUAAAAAUAAUAUAACUCAUGGAUAUAAUAAAUAUAUGAAAGAAAUAUUUUCAGUCAUAUCAUCUAUUAGUGGUUUUCCAAGUAUGGUAAUACCUGUAGGUACUUUUACAAAACAAUUUAAUGAGCCCUUAUCAUUUCAAAUCAUAGGAGAUAAUUUAAACGAAUUAGGAUUAUUAAAGGUUGCCUUGGCUUAUAAGCAACAUAUGCAAGUUAAUAAAAAAUUAUAUGAAAAUUUAAAAAUGCAUCAAAAAGAUAAGUAA